Yarrowia lipolytica CLIB122 is the source of this 981-nucleotide messenger RNA. The record is from RefSeq and is a predicted model, not a curated record. Lineage: Eukaryota; Fungi; Ascomycota; Dipodascomycetes; Dipodascales.
AUGGUGUACGUAGCACUCCAUCUGGGUGCAGGAACACACAGUCAUGAAAACUACGUACGGUAUAAGCGGUUAGCGAAGAAGGCAUGCGAGCUGGCGAUCAGCGAGGUCAAAGCAGGAAAGUCAGUUGGAGAAGCCGCUGUCAGCGCUUGUCGGGUGCUAGAAGAUUCUCCUUUGGUCAACGCAGGAUAUGGAUCUCAGUUGGAUAUUGAUGGAGAUGUUGCUUGUGAUGCCGGAUAUAUCGACACUGACUUUGUCAGACCAGCGUGUGUCUCUGGAAUAACUCGAUCACAUCCUAUUUCAACAGCUAAGGCGCUCUCCCAGUCCUAUAAAGCUCCUUCGCUCCCUCUUGAACGACACAGACCGGUCCAUAUCCAUGGUCAGGAGAACGUAGAGUCAUAUUUGGGCAUAGAGGGUGAUGUUGAUCUUAAGAGUCCAGAGGCUACAAGGGUGUGGGAAAAGUGGAAAAGAUUGGAACAGAAUGCACAGGUUCCUUCCUCAGUUCCAGAAGAUACUGUUGGCGUUAUUGUUGGUGACAAGGAACAUAUGGCGAUUGCAACUUCUUCAGGAGGUCCCAUUUUGAAAAGCAAAGGACGAGUGGGGCCAGUAGCCACUUAUGGGUGUGGCUUUAGCUUACAAAAAGGCUCACGAACCAUAGGUGUUUGUACCACUGGUUGCGGAGAAGACAUUAUCACCUCGAGAUUGAGUGGGCGGGUUUUGGAGGCACUCGCUGAGGCACAGGAACCAGAUACAGGGAUCAGUGCAUUAUUUGACAAGCUACAGGGUUCAUUUCAGAGCAGCCCUGUGACUCUGGGAUGUCUGGCCGUGGUGUAUGAGGAGGGCCAUGUCAGCAUAUACAGUCUUCACAAAGCGCCGUCAAUGAUUUCUGCGGUAAAAAGUGGCCAUGAUAAAACCAACAUUCAGUGGUUACAAAAGGACCCCAAUACCGUGGUUAGCUCUAUACAGAUAUAUAGAGAGAGGUGA